AGGAAGCAUCAGUCAGACACUCAGAGGCACUGAGGUUUAUCUCUCCUCCUCUUCUUCUUCGUCUCUUGUUAUGACCCAUUGUAGGAGCGACUGCAACCGAGACAGAUACGUCGGGAUGAACGGCGAGCUGAAAGUCAGUCGCACCACGACAGCAAAGAGAGGAAACAGCGCCCCCGACAGAUCUGACUAUGAGGUGGAGUAUGGCAGAUACCCCGAUGACCACUACAACAGGGUGUUUGACUACCAGCGUGUCCCCUCCUCAGUCCCGGUGGAUCCCAGUCCUGUCAAACGGCCCCGCCCUUCAUCCUCCUCCUCCUCCUCGUCCUCCCCAACGGCGGCUCUGAAGAUGAAGAGUAGCAGAGCGUCCAGCAGGAGCACCAACAACACACACACCUCCUCCUCCUCUGACAGUAAAUUGAAGAUGGCGGAGCUUCUUUCCAUUAAGAGGGAGCUGACGGUCAUAAAGGGUCAGAUCGAUGGACUGUUGGACUGUGUAGACAAGAUGGACAGACAGAGGAAGGACUGCUCAGAGUGUCCUCAGAGUGUGUUGGACUCUCCUCACCGAGGUUCAGUCAGCAGUCUGGAGAGAGAAAGUCCGGAACCAGGAGAGGCCAGCGAGGACGAGCCGCUGCACUACCAGAACUACUACCCCCACAGUUACCCCCACAGUUACCCCCACAGGAUAAAGCAGCACCAGUCUGACCUGGAGGAUGAUCUGUGAUACUGCAGCUCAGCACCAGGACCUCGGAUCUUCCGCAGCAGGGAUGGAAGAUUCUUCUAGAAGUUGUUGGAAACAGGAACUUUCUUGGACGGACUCUUCUCUCCCCCCGAAUCCAUCUCAUCUGUUCAUCACCGCCUUUUUGAUUUCUAUUCUUUUGCUCAAACUCCAGACCACAAAAUAAAAACAUCCCCAAAAUGUUCUCCUGUUCGAUCACAGACUCUGGUGCUCCACGCUAACAUAUCGCCACAUGGGACAGUAGAGUUAAAUUCAGUGUUUUUAAAGAGCGUUGCAACCAUAGACUGUAAAUAUUAACGGACAAAGCCUGAGUGACGUCACCCGUCUGUUCCUGCAGGGGGCGCUGGAGUCCCAUCAAUGGCGGUCUCCAUGCUGGAAAUGCUGUCUCAGUCUAACUUUCAGUCAACCUAACGACAGGCUGAGAGCUGGAGCUGAGGCGGGUUUUAAGACUCUUGGCGAACCGUUACACCGUGCCCACCUGUCAAUCAGGUCAGCUACACGCCUUAUUGUGAAUAACUCUUAUCCUUCAUUAAAUCAAAACUAAUGAGUCAUCAAAACAUUCAUCCCCCGUACAGUGUGUGUCGAUCGAGACAUGAGCUAAUCAGACCUAUUUGUUUUUUGAACCAGGCUGUAAACAUGUUAAUCUCUGCUGUAAAAACAGGCUUUUUAGAAUGGGUGUGAAUGUGACUUCCUGUGUUUCAGCAGCCAGCCUCUAGUGGACACUCGAGGAACUGCAUUUUGUUGCACUUCUGCAUCAGC
Messenger RNA from Labrus mixtus (cuckoo wrasse), 1495 nucleotides. RefSeq names its product RNA-binding Raly-like protein. The coding region runs from base 71 to 721 and encodes 216 amino acids. Gene Ontology annotation, cellular component: nucleus. The transcript is spliced from 8 exons. Lineage: Eukaryota; Metazoa; Chordata; Actinopteri; Labriformes; Labridae. The record is from RefSeq and is a predicted model, not a curated record. Gene Ontology annotation, molecular function: RNA binding.